CAGUGGUAAAUGGGCAGGGUACACAGACGGUCGCCAUUUUAGGUUGGAACGUUCGACGUGGUGAAACACAAUUUAACAGAAGUUGUCGUGUGUUGUAGUGUCUUGUUUUAGAUUUGAAUUAUCAAGUCGUUUGAGAUGCGUCAGUCCAAACGUAUGCGUUCAAGUGAUGGCUGGCUGUCGGAGUACAGCUGGGAGGAGAGACUGGAGAUUCGAAAGCGACCAAGGCGAAGGUCACGCAGUGGUGACAGAGAAAGAAAACCAAGGACACAUCACCACUACAAAACAUACGAAAGGUGUCACGUGCACACCAGGAGGCUGGAGGUCAAAGAGAGGCGCGUUGUGCGAGAGGCCAGCUUGGAGCCCGAAAGCUAUGGGGUGAGAGACACUGACCGGGCUGACCCCAGCAGGGACCGCGACCGUGACCGCGAGCGGGACAGAGACUGGCACCACUACAGCAAGUCCUCGGCGCGCUCCGGCCGCAGCCAGUGGAGCAGCCACGCACAUCACCGCUCCCGGCGGCGCAGCCCCUCCAAGCACCGCAGCCACCACUCCGACUCGAGGAGCCAGCGCAGGAAGAGAACCAGGAGUGUUGAGGAUGAUGAGGAGGGUCACCUGAUCUAUCACAAUGGAGACAUGCUAAGAGCAAGAUAUGAGAUUGUGUGCACUCUAGGCGAGGGAGCCUUUGGGAAAGUGGUGGAAUGCAUUGACCAUACAAAAGACGGCCAGCGUGUGGCAGUGAAGAUCAUCAAGAAUCUUGAGCGCUACCGCGAGGCGGCUAUGUCUGAGGUGGAGGUUAUUGAGCAGAUAAAUAACCUGGACUCCAGCAGCAACUAUGCUUGUGUGCGGAUGCUGGAUUGGUUUGAUUACCACGGACACAUCUGCAUCGUGUUUGAGCUGUUGGGCCUGAGCACGUUUGACUUCCUCAAGGAGAACGGCUUCAUGCCCUUCACCAUCGACCAGAUCAGAUAUAUGGCUGAUCAGAUCUUCCGAGCCGUGCUCUUUCUUCAUCAAAAUAAGCUGACUCACACUGAUCUGAAGCCCGAAAACAUUCUUUUUGUGGACUCCGAUUACGACAUUGAAUACAAUGCCAAAAUGAAACGUGAUGAGAGAAAUUUGAAAAAGCUAGACGUCAAGGUUGUGGAUUUUGGGAAUGCCAUUUAUGACCACGAACACCACACAUCUGUCGUGUCGACCCGUCAUUACCGAGCCCCUGAGGUCAUCCUCGAGCUGGGCUGGAAUCAAUCCUGUGAUGUGUGGAGUCUCGGCUGCAUAUUGAUCGAAUAUUAUCUGGGAUUAACUCUAUUCCAGACACAUGAUAGCAAGGAGCACCUAGCCAUGAUGGAAAGGGUGUUGGGCCCAAUACCCACUCACAUGCUGCAGAAGACCAGAAAGAAACGCUUUGUGUACCAUGAAAAGCUGGACUGGGAUGAACAUAGCUCCGGCGGCAGAUAUGUGAGGAAACAUUGUAAACCGCUGAAGCAAUACAUGUCUUCCAAGGGAGCUGACCAUGAGCAGCUGUUUGACCUGAUCCAGAAGAUGAUGGAGUACGACGUGUCUAAGCGGAUCACCCUGGAGGAGGCCAUCAGUCACCCCUUCCUCGCCCCUCUGAAGAAGAAAUAACCCAAAACCUGUCACUGCCCCUUUAUUUGCGCUCCAAGGGAGAGGGACUCGUCAGACUGUAUCAGUCUCACUUACAUUGUAAAUUCUGUUCAUAUUUAUUUCUUGUCAGUAGAUAAUGUACAUUUCACAUGCACUCUUUUCUGUCUUUAAUAAACCUGAUGAUUUGUCUAGCAUUA
Molecule: messenger RNA, 1796 nt
Organism: Alosa sapidissima (American shad)
Lineage: Eukaryota; Metazoa; Chordata; Actinopteri; Clupeiformes; Clupeidae
Gene: clk4b
Product: CDC-like kinase 4b
Exons: 13
Coding region: 136-1620 (494 amino acids)
Biological process (GO): protein phosphorylation; regulation of RNA splicing
Cellular component (GO): nucleus
Molecular function (GO): ATP binding; protein tyrosine kinase activity
Source: RefSeq, a predicted model, not a curated record